Messenger RNA from Colletotrichum navitas, 2758 nucleotides. Its product is annotated as AARP2CN domain-containing protein. The transcript has 2 exons. Gene Ontology annotation, molecular function: GTPase activity; U3 snoRNA binding; GTP binding. The record is from RefSeq and is a predicted model, not a curated record. Gene Ontology annotation, biological process: maturation of SSU-rRNA from tricistronic rRNA transcript (SSU-rRNA, 5.8S rRNA, LSU-rRNA); endonucleolytic cleavage of tricistronic rRNA transcript (SSU-rRNA, 5.8S rRNA, LSU-rRNA); ribosome biogenesis. Lineage: Eukaryota; Fungi; Ascomycota; Sordariomycetes; Glomerellales; Glomerellaceae. Gene Ontology annotation, cellular component: preribosome, small subunit precursor; nucleus. Bases 172 to 2598 code for a protein of 808 amino acids.
CCCCACGAUCGCAAAACCGCCGAGAAGAAAAAUACAGGGCCAAAUCGCGCCAAAGCUCGAGUUACCUCAACACCCCAUCCUCGAAUCCGACUAACAAGACCUUCGAUCAACCUGGCUUCGUUACCAUUUCGAUUUAAGGCCGGAGGAGACGGGAAACCGCCCGCCGCGACCAUGAGUCACUCUCACAGACCGACCACCAAGGUCACUCACAAGCCCUUCAAGUCCAAGCAUGCGACCAAGGGUGCGCUGAGGGACGCUGCCAAAGGCAGACUUCCCGGCGACGAGCGCGGCCAGCGAAAGACGCCCCACCAGCAAGUCAUGUCCAAGUUCGACAGACGAAACCAGGCCAAGCAGCGCCAGAUUUCCAAGCGCAAGGAGAGAUUGGAGGAGGUUUCGAUAUUUAUUGGAAAGGAUGGCGCCCCGCGAAUUGUUGCCGUCGUGCCCUUGUGCCAAGAUGGCGACGCCGCGGCCGCUGUCAAGCAGCUCAACGACAGCGUGGACAUUGAGGCCGAGGUCGAGGAGGUACCAUUCCGGGUCUCGGUUGACCGUUUCAAGCAGAAGGUCCAGUACAUACCCCUGAAGCGGGAUCUGAAUGCCGUUCUGGACGCUACACGAGUUGCGGACUUUGUUAUCGUCAUGCUUUCGGCCGACGUCGAGGUCGACGAGUUGGGCGAGUUGAUGCUGCGUGGUCUCGAGAGUCAGGGUUUGUCGACCCUGUUCACCGUCGUUUAUGGCCUGGACAAGAUCGAGCAGGCCAAACACAAGCAGUCAACACUUGGCUCCCUCAAGUCAUACAUCACCCACUUUCACCCUGAGCAGGAGAAGCUCUACCAACUGGAGAACAGGCAAGAGUGCGCGAACCUGAUGCGUUCAAUCUGCAACACGACGCCCAAGGGCGUUAGGUGGCGCGAGGACAGGAGUUGGCUCCUGGCCGAGGACAUUAAGUUCCCUGAUUCCGGGCUUGGGUCCACGGUCAUUACUGGUGUUGUGAGAGGACGAGGCUUGAAGGCCAAUCGUCUGAUUCAAUUGGGCGACUAUGGAACGUACCAGGUUGAGAAGAUCACAGCGGCCCCGUUGCCCAGGAAGCUGAAAAGGGGCGAGAUGGCUGUUGAGGAGACCGAGACCGAGGAGAUUCUUGAUACCCCUGAUGAGGACCAGGACGACCUGGCAGAGCUGGCGCCCGACGCCGCGAUGGACGAUGAUGAAAUGGAAGCCGAUGGGCCGCCAGAGAUCAAGAAGGGUGUGCUUCUCGAUGACCACCACUACUUUGAUGAUAACUACUAUGAGGCCGCGGAGGCCAAGACAAGAGUGCCCAAGGGAACCUCCAACUAUCAAGCGGCAUGGUACCUUGGCGACGACGUGUCAGACUCCGGCUCCGACAUGGAGGACUACGAGAUGCAGGAAAACUCUGAGGAUGAUGAAGUCCGUCCCGAAGACGGUAUUGAGGGUCAAGCGCCAAAGGAGCCCACCGAGGCGGCGCCUUCAGAAUACGCCAAGUCCGAGAAGUUUAUCGAACCAGAUGAGGAGGAAGAUGCCGCCGGCCUGGCAGCCUACCGCGCCAGAAAGUCCGACGAGGUCCAAGACGACAAGGAGUACCCUGAUGAGAUUGAGCUGCACCCCGGUGUGCUCGCACGUGAGCGCCUGCAAAGAUACAGAGGUCUAAAGAGCUUGAGGACGAGUGAGUGGCUCGAGAGCGAAGACCGGGCCUACGAGCCUGAGGAGUGGCGCAAGCUCCUACAGAUCCCAGACUACCAGGCGUCCCGGUCCCGUGCCAUGCGUGAAGCCCUCGUCGGUGGCGUUGCUCCCGGCACGAGAGUCCACGUCUACCUUAAGGGCGUCCCAGCGUCAUUCGAGAAGUCGUACCAGCCCAGCAAGCCAGUCACUCUCUUUUCGCUGCUGCGCCACGAGCAGAAGAAGACGGCCAUCAACUACCUCAUCAACCUAAGCGCCGACUACCACCGGUCGAUCAAGGCCAAGGAGGAGAUCAUCGUGCAGUGCGGCCCACGCCGCUUCACCAUCAACCCCAUUUUCUCCCAGUCGGGCAACACGCCCAACAACGUCCACAAGUUCUGCAGAUAUCUCCAUCCCGGUCAAUCUGCUGUGGCCACCUUCAUGGGUCCUGUCACCUGGGGCGCCGUGCCGGUCCUUUUCUUUAAGCGCUCCACGCCUGUACCGGAAGGUUCCGGGGAGGCCGAGAAGGAGUCUACCCUUGGCCUAACGCUGGUCGGCACGGGCACGGCUCUGCCACCGUCAACCUCCCGCGUCAUCGCUAAGCGAGUCGUCCUGACGGGUCACCCGUACCACAUCCACAAGAAGAUCGUCACCAUCCGCUACAUGUUCUUCAACCGAGAGGACGUCGAGUGGUUCAAGGCUUUGCCUCUGUGGACCAGGCGUGGCCGCAGCGGCUUCAUCAAGGAGCCCCUCGGUACACACGGAUACUUCAAAGCCACCUUUGACGCCCGCAUCAACCCGCAGGACUCGGUUGGUGUCAGUCUCUACAAGCGCGUGUGGCCGCGCAACGCCAUCCCCAUUCAGGGGUCUCUUCUCGAGCCUAGUGUCGCUGGCCAGGCCGAGGAGGGUGAUGUGAUGAUGGAUUAAACGGAUACCAAAAAGCAUUGCAAACGAUGAGAUGGAAACGCCAAAAAAGGAGGAGUUCCGAUAGAAGAUGAGAGAAAGCACAGAUAUUAGCAGUAACGUCGGCUAUAGAUACAGGUCUGAUGCCAUCCUCCGGAGUUUUAAAAGGGAUAAAAAUGCCAAC